Salarias fasciatus (jewelled blenny) is the source of this 1831-nucleotide messenger RNA. Its product is annotated as apoptosis regulator BAX. The coding region runs from base 42 to 620 and encodes 192 amino acids. Gene Ontology annotation, biological process: intrinsic apoptotic signaling pathway in response to DNA damage; release of cytochrome c from mitochondria; mitochondrial fusion. Gene Ontology annotation, cellular component: mitochondrial outer membrane. Gene Ontology annotation, molecular function: BH domain binding; channel activity. NCBI's taxonomy places the organism in Eukaryota, Metazoa, Chordata, Actinopteri, Blenniiformes, Blenniidae. The record is from RefSeq and is a predicted model, not a curated record. The transcript has 6 exons.
UCACAUGACUUGCACGGAAGUAGAAACGGCAGUAAGACAAGAUGGCAUCACACCCGGGAGGAGGUGACCAAGGAAAUUCCAGAGACCAGAUACUAGAAGUCGGAGCAGUUUUGUUAAAGGAUUUCAUCUACCAGCGGGUCCAGCGACAUGGAGAAUCCAAUGCCGUUGUGACGAGGGCACAGCUGGGUGCAUCGGAGCUGUGUGACCCCAACCACAAGAAACUCGCCCAGUGCCUGCAGCAGAUUGGAGACGAGCUGGAUGGAAAUGUAGAGCUGCAAAGAAUGAUAAACGACUCCUCGCUCAGUCCGUCGAAGGACGUGUUCAUGAAAGUUGCCUUAGAGAUCUUCUCAGAUGGGAGGUUCAACUGGGGCAGAGUGGUGGCUCUGUUCUACUUCGCCUGUCGACUCGUCAUCAAAGCUCUCUUAACCCAAGUUCCCGACAUCAUUCGAACGAUCAUCAGCUGGACGAUGGACUACCUCCGGGAACACGUCAUCAACUGGAUCAGAGAGCAAGGUGGCUGGGAGGGGAUCCGUUCUUACUUCGGGACUCCAACAUGGCAGACGGUGGGCGUCUUCCUGGCGGGAGUUCUCACCACAGUCAUCGUCAUUCGCAAGAUGUGAGCGGGGAGAAGAGAAGACGAGGAGGGAGACGAAAAGAAGCGCCAGCGGGGGAACCGGGGACAGGGUCGACAACAACAUCAAAAACUAAUAAUGAUAAUAAGUGAAACCAUCUGACGGACAACAGGAGUGAUGCCAGGGCGAACAAGUUGAAGAGGAAGCGCCCGUCGUCUCCCGUUAUCAUGCGAGGACGCGGAGAGCAUGCACGGAGAGCGCCGUCUUUGCCCACGGUCCCUGAACGCCACUGAGGAAGCGAGCGGUGUGCGAUCAAAUGCACAACACAGGAGGCUGGAGCGGGUGUCGGACUUGAACAAGGAAUGCAUUUUAAGUAAUUUAUUUUUUACUCGGUGCGGAAUAAUAAGAAAAGUCACUGCUUUUUGUUUUGUUUUGUUUUUUUUUUCCUGCUUAAAAUAUAUAUUAACAAUAUGUUUUUCUGAUAGAAGAGUUAUCUUUAAUUUAGUUUUCCUUUGUGCACCUUGCUUCCCUGAACCUCCCACUCUCUUCACCCAUUUCAUCAUGAAUUAAGUCCGUACAUCACAGCGUGUUUUGACGCGGUUUCCACAUCCUUUCAAGGAAAAGAGAGAAUCCCAAGAAGAAGAAGAAGAUGAUCUAGGUGAAGAGAAGUAACAGCUCCAGUCAGUUUACGUCACGCCGCCGUUUCUUUCCACAGCUGUCAAAACGUUUUUCUCAGGCAACAAUAAAAAGUGCCAGGCCAGAGACUUAUGUAUAAACUUUUGUUUCCAUCGCUUCAAAAACAAAGCAAAAUGACAUACAGACUGAAUCCCGUUCUUAACGUAGUUUUAUCAGACGUCGUUUCCUCCAUGUGCGGUUCUUCACGUCGAGGACGGGAGCUGCUGCACCCCCGGAGACCAGACACACUUCCUUUGGUUCUCAGAAGCAGCCGCAGACACACAGUGUGCCGGAUCGCUUACCUCACUUUACACACAUUCAGAGUACUGUAUUUUUACACCACUUAUUCAAACUGCAACCUUCUCGAUAAACAACGACCGAAAGCUUUUUCUACAUUCUUCUUGUUUGUCAGUGCCUUGGUGUGUUUUGUUUAGUUUUUCUUUUUUUUUUAACAAUGCAACCACUUUGAUAUUCUCCAAUUUUCACCUUUUUCUACCAUAUUUGUAAAGUUUGAAGUCUCCUGGGAAAUCUUUUUGCAGUGACAAUUGUAUGAUGUAAUAUGGAAAAUAAAUCUUUUAUUUCAA